Talaromyces marneffei is the source of this 1245-nucleotide messenger RNA. RefSeq lists its product as uncharacterized. The transcript has 6 exons. The coding region runs from base 1 to 1245 and encodes 414 amino acids. Gene Ontology annotation, molecular function: D-mannose binding. The record is from RefSeq and is a predicted model, not a curated record. Lineage: Eukaryota; Fungi; Ascomycota; Eurotiomycetes; Eurotiales; Trichocomaceae. Gene Ontology annotation, biological process: Golgi organization; endoplasmic reticulum to Golgi vesicle-mediated transport; endoplasmic reticulum organization. Gene Ontology annotation, cellular component: Golgi membrane; COPII-coated ER to Golgi transport vesicle; endoplasmic reticulum-Golgi intermediate compartment.
AUGAAGUACUCAAUUGCUCUUGCGUUCUUGACUACUGUCAGCGCACAGUCUAUUCUUGAUACACUGAGCUUUGGCCAUGGCUCAAGGUUCUCCCCAAAUGGAGAUAGUCUUCCGGGUUGGAGAAUCAAGGGUGAAGGCCACGAGCCUCAAAUACUCUCGGACAAACUUAUCCUAACACCUCCGUAUCCAGGCCAUACGAGAGGUUCCAUAUGGGCUGAAAAUAGUCUACCACUUUUAGAAUGGACAUCGGAGUUCCACUUCAGAGCCAGUGGUGAGGAAAGAGGGAGUGGCAACCUUCAAUUAUGGUAUGUCAAGGACGGCGAGAGGAGCGUUGGUGCUUCGAGCAUCUACACUGUGGGCCAAUUCGAUGGAUUUGUCUUGACAAUCGAUACCCACGGAGGCAGGGGUGGAAGCAUUCGUGGUUUUCUGAAUGAUGGCACAAUAGCCUACAACCAGCACAGCAACGUCGAUAGCCUUGCCUUUGGCCACUGUGAUUACGCUUAUCGCAACCUUGGACGUCCAUCCGUCAUCAAGAUUGAACAGUCCAGCUCGCUCUUUCAAGUGACAGUAGACGACAAGGUAUGCUUUCAAACACCAAAAGUCAUCCUACCGGCCGGUAACGUGUUCGGUGUGACUGCUGCUACACCCGACAAUCCAGACUCCUUUGAGCUUUUCAAGUUUGUCGUUACACCAGGUGCUCAAGUUACUGCUCAAUUCGCGGAACAAACCACACAGCAACAGCAACAGCAGGUGCCAAUCGAGUCUCGCUCACAAAGCAACAAUAUCAACCUUGGCUCACUGGACAAUAUAAACGGCCGUAUCCAGAAAAUCAGUCAAGAAGUCUCUCAAAUCGCCCAGAACAUAAAUGAGCGCCACCAAGAGCUUCUCAACAAAAUCUCGGCUGGUUCCGUUGCUUCGUCGUCAGACUCUUGGCCUCAGAACGAGGCUCGCUUGAACGCCAUGGAUGAGCGUCUCCGCCGCAUCGAGGCGAUGUUAUCAGACUUGCAACGCGACAAUGCCGGAAAGGACUACCGCAAUGAAUUUACUCGGCUCCACAAAGCCAUUGAGAAUUCCCACCAUAGCCUAACUGAAGCUCUGCAGACUUCCAUAUUCAACAUGAUCACUGCUACAACACCACGUAUGGGCCUCUUCAUCUUCGUCGUGAUUGCGUUCCAACUCCUCCUAGCGGGUGUAUAUGUAUACUAUAAGCGUCGACGCAAUGGAAUGCCAAAGAAGUUCUUGUAA